This is a messenger RNA of Ilyonectria robusta, 4218 nucleotides long. RefSeq names its product P-loop containing nucleoside triphosphate hydrolase protein. Gene Ontology annotation, molecular function: ATP binding; ATP hydrolysis activity; ABC-type transporter activity. Bases 1 to 4218 code for a protein of 1405 amino acids. The record is from RefSeq and is a predicted model, not a curated record. The transcript has 14 exons. Gene Ontology annotation, cellular component: membrane. Lineage: Eukaryota; Fungi; Ascomycota; Sordariomycetes; Hypocreales; Nectriaceae. Gene Ontology annotation, biological process: transmembrane transport.
AUGCGAGAUGAUGGCACUGGGUGCUCUAUGGGCGUCGAGGAUGCCUUUGGCCCAACAGUUGUUGGCGCCUGCGCUGGGGGAUUUGAUUUCACGCUCCUCUUCGAAGAGGGCAUUCUCACCCUCCUACCACUGGGUAUUGCUCUUGCAUGGGCAUCAAUUCGAUUACUGGCACUUCGCGCCGAAACUGCUAAAGUCUUGCCGUCAUGGCUCCUGGCUUUCAAGAUGGUUCUGUUUGCCACCUACGUGAUCCUACACAUUUCCCUUUUGGUAGUGUGGCUAGUUCAUGACAUUACAACUACCAGGCUUACCAUAGCAUCCAUUGUCAUGACAAUAGUUGGUUAUACUCUGCUCACGAUCACGUCGUAUCUUAACCAUUUGCGUUCGAUCCGCCCAUCCACCAUGCUGUGCGUAUAUUUAGGCACAUCGAGCCUUCUAGAUCUCGCCCGCGUCCGCACCCUCUUCAUCAUCCCAGAGAGUCAGACGGUUGCUCCAAUCUUUCUCGCCGGCUUCUUGACGAAGCUUCUGAUGUUCUCUUUAGAGCUAAGAGAGAAACGACGUCUUCUUUGCAUCGAAUGGAAAAACGCAUCCCCUGAAGAAACUAGUGGUGUUAUCAACAGGGCACUCUUCAUCUGGUUAAAUCAUAUCUUCCUCAAGGGAUUCCGAACAAUUCUAAGUAUUGAUACCCUGACCAUUUUGGAUGAAGAGAUACUCUCGGCUUCAAAACCGACUAAACUAGCAAGCCGCUGGGCAGGAGCCAACAAAUCUAGCAAGCAUGCACUUCUUGGAACAUUCCUUGCGCAUUACAAAUGGGAAAUUCUGGCUGGAGUUCUACCAAGAGUAGCCUACACUGGGUUCAGCUUUUCGCAGCCAUUUCUAGUGGAGAGAGUCCUCACAUUUACCGAGGAGCCAAGAGAUCCAAGUACAAGAAGCACUGCCUAUGGACUGAUAGGCGCGUAUGCCAUCGUUUAUAUUGGGCUCUCUCUAUCCUACGCAGUAUAUCAACACAAGACCUAUCGUUUACUUACAUUGUUUCGUGGUAGUUUGAUAACUCUGAUAUUUGGCAAAACCCUAAAGAUUGACGCUACAGUCACAGAAGAUGCUGAAGCAAUCACUUUGAUGAGUGCAGAUAUCGACCGUAUUGGUUCCAGUAUGACUCUUAUCCAUGAACUCUACGGAGCUGUCAUAGAUACAGCAUUGGCCAUUUGGCUUUUGUAUCGGCUCAUCGGGCUAGCCUUGGUGGCCCCAAUUGUUUGGAUCAUACUCUCGCUGAUUAUAGGGGUUCCUCUCGCGGUCGCUGCAGGCAAUGCUCAAAUUCCGUGGCUGGAAGCAAUAGAGGAGCGCCUCGCUGCAACCUCGAAAGCGUUGUGCGCAGUGAAAGCAAUAAAAAUGACAGGUUUGUCCGAGAUUGUGUCGUCAAAGAUUGCAAAUUUCACCUCUUCGGCGUUGGCCCCGGUCUGGGGUUUUACAACGUACAUCCUUCUCGCGAGAUCAAACGACUCAGGAACCUUGACACAAGCCGUCGCAUUUUCAGCAUUGAGUCUAUUCGAACUGCUGAACGAGCCAUUGGGGUUCAUGAUAGAUGGUUUUGAACAAGUCCAGACGGUGAUAAACUCUUUCAACCGCAUUCAAGAAUACUUGGAGUCUAGUGAACGCGAAGAAUAUCGAUCCUCGUCCAAGACAGAGGCUCUGUCCUCCAACCCUAUCUUUUCAAACCUCGAAGUAAGCGAGAAGAAGCCUACUGAUGAAUGCGCACCAACUCAAUCGAACUGCCACUAUGCUGUUACUAUGCACGAUGCUUCGGCCGCGUAUGCUUCAGAAGAUGGGAAUAUUCUUAAGCACCUCAACCUUCAAAUCCCUCACGGCCAGAUCACCAUGAUUGUCGGCCCUGUCGGCUCUGGCAAGACUACACUCCUGAAGCUCUUGCUAGGGGAGAUGCCAGUAACCGCGGGCCGCAUUUCCACCAGCUUUUCAACCGCAGCAUACUGUCCUCAGUCACCUUGGAUUACGUGGGGUACCAUCCAGAACAACAUAGUGGGCAUGUCUACGUGGGAUGAGGCUUGGUACGACAGUGUCGUGCGUGCAUGCGCUCUCCCUGCGGACAUUCUGGAGCUGGGCAAUGGUGAUCAGACCAAUGCGGGCACUCGCGGGUCUCGACUAAGUGGUGGACAGCAGAUGCGAGUUUCACUUGCCCGGGCUCUCUAUUCCAGGAAUCCUGUCAUGGUGCUCGACGAUGUCCUCGCUGGACUCGAUCGGGCUACAGAAAAAUACAUCAUUGAAGCACUCUUCGGAUCUACGGGAUUAUUUAGGAAGUUAAAUUGCACUGUCAUUCUAUCUACGAGCUCAGGUAACCGUUUGUCGCCAUUCAUUCUGAAAUUUGCUCACAACAUCAUCGUCCUCAAUGAUCAAGGCGAGAUAUCCGAACAGGGCACUUUGGAAAGUAUCUCAGUCGCCGGCUUGGAGUAUCAAAGCCUCGAGCGCUCCUGUCCAGGUGCAACGCCCCGGCCGGAGAUGGGCCUCCCCGAGGAGGUGUUGCAGGAGCUUGAGCAGCUUGAAACCCCAGACCCAGAAUCUCGCCGGCUGGCGGACUAUUUCAGUGUACUUCGUCGCCUGUGCCGGGCUUGUGGUUGGCGUCACCUUUCCAUUCCUGUAGCUCUUUGGGUCCAAUGGUGGACCAACGCGAACGAGAAACACCCCAGCGAUCGCCUUGGGUACUGGCUGGGCGUCUAUGGAGGGCUCGCGCUCAUUACAGUCCUGAGCUGCGCUUUGGCGGAUAGCAUUUUCAAUAUGAGAGUACUGCCCAGGACCGCAAGAAGGUUCCACGAACUAUUGUUAAACACCACUAUGAGAGCGAAAACUUCGUUUCUCACAUCUGUUGACGCUGGCACCACGCUUAAUAGGUUUAGCCAAGACCUGGAAUUAAUCGACAACGACCUCCCCAUGUCGAUUGACCAAACCAUCUUCCAGUUUUUCUCCGUCAUCGUCUCCGCCGUUUUCGUCUUCAUGGGCUCGGGCUACGUAGCCGCCGCCAUCCCGUUCUGCAUUCUCGCCGUCGUCUUGAUCCAGUUUUACUAUCUGCGAACAUCUAGACAACUCCGUCUUCUAGACAUCGAGGCCAAAGCACCGCUCUUUUCGCACUUUUUGGACACCAAUAACGGCCUGACGUGUAUCCGAGCCUACGGAUGGACGCAAAGCUACUUGGAACGGCACUAUGAAGCUUUGAACGCUUCGCAGAAGCCGUACUACCUGUUGUGGUGCAUACAGAGAUGGCUUACCCUUGUUCUUGACCUUUUGAAUGCCGGAGUUGCUAUCCUGCUAGUAUCAGUCGCUUGCACCACGCAAACUGGCUCCACGGGAUUUCUAGGUGUGGCCCUCUUCAACAUUGUCACAUUUGGAUCGACCCUCCAGAAUCUCGUCAGCCAGUGGACUCGUCUAGAGACAGCACUUGGGGCGAUUGGCAGGACGCGAUGGUAUGUUUCAAAUGUCAAGGACGAGAAUCUUCCCGACGAGGGUGGUGAAGCUCCCCAGGGUUGGCCAGUUCAUGGCACGAUUACGUUCAAGGCGGUUUCGGCUUCAUAUGAUUCUUCAGUCGAGCCGGUUCUGAAAGACAUCAGCCUCAAUUCGUCUCUUAUAUCUACAUUGGCCCAUCUAUUAGAAAUCACCUCCGGCACGAUUUCCAUCGACGACAUCGACAUCAGUACAAUUCCACGAGAAGAAGUACGCAAGCGUCUCAACACCCUCCCGCAAGAACCAUUCUUUUUGCACGGCAGCGUGCGCGAAAACGUUGAUCCCCGAGAGAUAGCUAGUGACGAAGACAUCGUGGACGCGUUACGUGCUGUGGGCAUAUGGGAGUUGUUCGAAUCGAGCGGUGGACUCGACGGCCAAGUCAAUGAAGAGAAAUUGUCGCAUGGGCAGCGGCAGCUAUUCUGUCUCGCCCGCGCCAUCGUCAACCCCGCAAGGAUCCUAAUUAUAGACGAGGCGACGAGUAGUAUUGACUCAGAUACCGACAUGCUUAUUCAACGCGUGCUCCGAGUCAGGUUCCAGAGUCGGACAGUCAUUGCGGUUGCACACAAGCUGGAUACCGUACUCGACUUCGAUCGGGUCAUUGUCCUGGACAAGGGAAGAAUAGUUGAGGUGGGAAAUCCGCAAGAGCUACUAACCAUGCCAGAGUCGGCAUUCUACGCGUUACAUCACAGUGUUAGCCAAGUGGUGGGUAAAUAG